Molecule: messenger RNA, 1945 nt
Organism: Coregonus clupeaformis (lake whitefish)
Lineage: Eukaryota; Metazoa; Chordata; Actinopteri; Salmoniformes; Salmonidae
Product: rho-related GTP-binding protein RhoU-like
Exons: 3
Coding region: 346-1104 (252 amino acids)
Biological process (GO): small GTPase-mediated signal transduction
Molecular function (GO): GTP binding; GTPase activity
Source: RefSeq, a predicted model, not a curated record
GCUGAGCUGUUUUUUACAGUCAUAGGGCUGAGUAGGGGAGGGGAGUGCGAACUACAAAUGUGGAAAAGAUUUAGGAAAGAAACUUCAAAUCAUACGGGGUGGAAACAUUUUCUCCUAUUGGACUUAUUGCUUGAGGAAUUUAUUUCUGUACAAUGGGGGAUUGACAUCAAGGUGUCUGCAUCGUCUUUAUAGAAAGGCCACACUUUUUCCAACCAUGGAACACUACAGAAGAUAAGGGGCAGUUCUUGUGAAAGUCACGUUGAUGUCAGAUCUAGGAAACUAAUGGUUUGGCGAAACUAGGAUUAACUGGUUGCUGGACGGUUCCAUUGGCUAUACCACAAGGCGAUGCCUCCCCAGGGCGAUGGAGAAUAUAAACCUGUAGCAGUGUCGGCGGUCCCACCGGUUCCCCCUCGGAGGGUUCGGAGCAGAGAGUCGUUUUCUGGCUCCAAGUGUUGGUCCGGUGGCGGAGAGCGCAAAGUGAAGUGUGUGCUUGUCGGUGACGGCGCAGUUGGAAAGACGAGCUUGAUUGUCAGCUAUACCACAAAUGGAUAUCCAACUGAAUAUGUCCCAACUGCUUUUGAUAAUUUUUCAGCGGUUGUGGCAGUUGAUGGCAAGCCAGUGAAACUGCAGCUUUGUGACACAGCUGGGCAGGAUGAGUUUGACAAGCUGCGUCCGCUCUGCUACACCAACGCAGACAUCUUCCUGCUGUGCUUCAGCGUCGUCAGCCCCUCCUCCUUCCAGAACGUAACAGAGAAAUGGGUGCCGGAGAUUCGCCGGCACUGCCCGCAGGCGCCGGUGGUUCUGGUGGGCACCCAGUCGGACCUGCGGGAGGAUGUUAAUGUUCUGAUCGAGCUGGCCAAGUAUAAAGAGAGGCCAGUCGAGCCCCAGGAGGCCCAGCAGUGUGCCGAGGACAUGAGGGCUGUGUCACACAUGGAAUGCUCCUCACUCACCCAGAAGAACCUCAAAGAGGUGUUUGACGCAGCCAUCGUGGCCAGCAUCCAGCACUCUGACAGUCAGCAGCAGCAUAGACUGAAAAAACGGACUCCAGACAAGAUGAAGAAGCUUUCUAAAUCAUGGUGGAAGAAGUACUGUUGCGUGGCUUAGCCUCUAUCUGUGUGUGUGAUAGGAAGGACGCAUGGGUUCCUAUUUUGGUUCCAUGUCAGCAUGUUAACAGGGGCAGUAAGGAAAACAGUGACUGGAAUAUGGACGAAGGUCUGGUCUGGAGUAUCUGAGUUAUGUGUAGGUUAGGCCUCAAUGACCCCAUGCUAUUUUUGCUUUACCAAUGUGAGCUGCAAUGGAGACAGAGCUGACUUUCCUCGAAGAAUACUCAUUGACUUUCCCCUGCCUUAUAUCCAUGAUCCUGGGGGGGGACAGCUUCUAAAUGGACAACUGUGAAAGAUGAAGCCCUAUUGAUAACCAGGAGGGCUUAUGUUGUUAUAUCAGCCCAUAUUUAAGAGCCUUGUUUAGCUUGUUGUCUAAUGUACAAACCACUCAGAAACAUAGCAGAGCUACAUUUUUCUAAUGUUUUUCAGAAUUUCUAACUGUUGUUUACAUUAGGACAUGGGUUCUGUCCAAGUUCAUAUGAGGGUCACAGUCUCAAGUUAUGUGCUGGAGUUCUAACUGGACUUGUUGACCUUCGGUUCACUUGACCAUAGCACAACCUGAGGAGUUUUAAACAAACACCGCCAUGGCAACAUUUAAAGAGCUCCCUAUGGGACUCAAAUGCAUGUGACAUGUCCCCUUGUUACGUAUGUCAGUAGCUAGGUUUCCAUCCAUUUGGGGACAGGUUUUCAUGCGAAUAUUCUAAAAUCCAUGUAAAGAAAAGAUGUGCAUUUUCCCACAAUUGGUCUUUCACCACGCUGUGAAGUUCAUCAUGACUUAUUUAAUCUGUAGCCUAAUAAACAGCAUGGUUUCCUGAGUCAUAGUGGGAGGUCCACACACCAUA